CUGCCACAACAGACGAUAACCAGGGCGACGGUGACAUCAUCUCCGAGGCGGAUGAAGCAGCUCUGGCAGAACCCGCUGGGGCUGUGGCCUCAUCACCUCCGUGCGAGGACCGUGCGGUAGCAUCUUCUCAGCGGUCGAAAACCUUCUCCAUUCACGACCUUUCCUUCACCAUUGGGGAUCUGAUCGGGCGUGGCGGCUUUGCAGAGGUCUACCAAGCGAAGAGGGACGAUAAGAAAUUCGCCUUGAAAAUUGUUUCCGCACAAAAUAAGCGUCGUUUGAUGCAGUUUCAGCAAGAAGCAGUUUUGCUCUAUGGAUUGCAAAUAUGUCUGGGUCUGGAAGAGUGCAAGUUGUCAUGCUAGAUCUGAAUCAUACAAAAUUCUGUGUUGCAUGAUUACCAAUAAAAAGCUGUUCACUUUUGAGAAGGCCGCGAGGCACUUUCUUAUGCGGAAAAGGCAUGGUAAAGAUCUCACACAAUCUGUGAUGCUAGGGCAUGCAUCACAGACCUCACACGUUAUGGAAAACGUGCAUUACAAACCUGGAAAUCUUCCAGACCCAGAUAUUUUUGCAGUUGAUAUGCUCGAGAACCUGACGAAAAAGGACAAGAUAUCCAGAGGAAAAACGUUCCCGACCCAGAGUUGUCAUGCGCAAUGGCAUGUCUAUAUCUAAAAUUUUUCUACUUAACGCAACCCCAUGAGAAGCGUUUUUUCAUGUUGUCUGGGACUUUGUCAUGUCAGAAUCAGGAUUAGAAUACGAAGAUGGAUCGAUUUUUUAUGCGGCUUUUCUAGCUAAACACGAUCACCAUCACACUAAAGACCCCAAGCUUGUCAUGUGCAACAGCCAAAAGUUCUUGAUUUGUGUUGCAAAGUCCCAAUAUACUUGACUCUGGGGUGGGGACGUUUGUCCACAGGAUACAAGACAGGGAGAAAGCACGUCGUGCACUGUUUUGGCUCUUACUGUGACGUCGCCAACUUGCGGAUCCACAUCUUGCUAUGCUCUGCAAAAGUAUCGUACUCGUACUAAUUGCAAUCAUGCAUGACAAAUCUUGUUUCUUAGCCAAAUCAGCAUUUACAAACUCCAUUUCUCCUUCUGAGAAAAUUUGUAUUGCGAUUUGUACUAGUACGUUUCUUUUGCACAGGAUACUUGCUGGAAUUUGCCGAUUGCGACUUCGAGGCCUAUCAUCGGAGCUUCGUCACGAAAGUGACUCAUGUGCCGACUCUUGAAGAUGCCGAUCCCGAUGCUGGGGCCAGCCCAGGUGGGAGAGGACCACGACACACCAGAGCCUGUUCACGGAAUAAAACGAAAUUCUUCAUGCCUUUAAACACGAUUCUGCAUUGCGGAAAGCAGAUGGCGGCUGCGGUCGCCUUUAUUCACAGCAAGAACAUCGUGCACUUUGAUUUGAAGCCCGCAAACUUUCUCAUGUUUGAAAACAAGCAGAAAAUCAAGCUGUCCGACUUCGGGCUGGCGAGGGAGGUCGAGCAAGAUAAAUCCCAUAUCAGCCGGUUUGGGCAGUGCGGCACAAUCUUAUACAUGGCUCCGGAGGCCUUCCACCAGGGCGAGCAGUACGAAUCCAGUAUGAAAAUGAAGCCGGAAACGGAUAUUUGGUCCCUUGGAAUCAUACUGUACGCGAUGAUCUACGAAAAGCCGCCGCACGCGUAUUUGUUCAACCAACCAGGGGGAGGCAAUCGGGUGAUGUUCUGCAUCGUCGACCCUUUCAUGGAAAUCCAGUAUCCGGACAAGUUCUGCGCCUUCACACAAGACAUUUUAGAAGACGGCCUCGCAGAUUUCGAAGGCAAGAGGCUGGAGCAUUUGCUGUAUUUGGUGCAAUUCUGUCUCGCACGGGAAGUCGCAGACAGGAUCACUGCCUUUGAUUUAGAAAAAGAGCUGGUCGGACUGGAGGUGGUGAGCGAACGCAGGUUGUUGCGGAUCGACAACCGAACUGGGGGCGUAGGGGGCGAAGAUCUGUUGCAUGGCAAGCAAGGAUCAGGGCCAAAGCAAAAUGGCACGUCUAAUGCGAGGACCCGCACAACAACGGCGGAGGGGUCGGAGUCCUCGGGUUUGUCCAACAAUAGCGGCCGCGAUGCUGCUUCCCCUGCGAAGCUAGAUUUCCAGUUUCGCACAGCGUUGAUUAGGCCGAUUCCGGGAAGCACGGCAACGGUGUUGCAUCGAAAGCACAUUCCGGAGGUAGCGGUUUCUCGGUCUGGUUCACGGCCUACUUCGGAAAGCGGAUUCAUUUCCCCUCCGGAGAAAGCCACCCCUGCGCAAGAGAGCGAAAUAUUAUCACCAAUUGCACCCACCGUGCAACAAGAACAGCACCUUUCAGAAUCGAUGCUUCGCAGAUCCGAGGACGAGGAAGCUGGGAGGCAGCAGUUGCUGCUACAAGGGAAAAUGCCGCCCUCCAAUUGUGCAAAAGGCUCCGAACAAGUGGAUCUCGAUCCGGAACAAGCACCGCUGAUCGAUACCGAAAAACAAGACCUAUUCGCGGUCGGAAAUGGCUCUACGGGACAACACGAUGCGGCCGCACCAGACGCUCGUCAUGUCGAUGCACCUUUCUGGAGCAGCAUUGCUGGGAAAGCUAUCAUUUCUGCUCUUCUCCUGGCUAUCGGCAUUAGCACUGCUGUAUCUAUCGGAAUAUUUGGGACAAACACGGCGACGUCGUCGAAUUCUGGCGCAGCGAAUCAACAACUCAAUUUCGGCGGCAACAACGCGUUAUUUCCGCCCGGAAUACUAAGACCAAAUGAUAUAGUUUUCGUAAAAAAUGGGAACGGGACCAUGUUCGGAGCGACAGGUGGACGAAAUGUCGGCGGCAACGGCUACGGGACUUGUAGCUCUACAGACAUCCAGCCCGUGGUAGCCAGGCCUCAUACUGCGUUUUUGCCGCCGUCGAGUCCCAGUUCCUGGAGUCCGGGGCAGGAGAUCGAAGCAGGUCAUGGGGAUGCAGGCAGUCCAAGCAGCCGCCCACAUGUUGGUGCACAAGAAACAACCACGCAACAAAUAAAUGCGGCCCGCCCGGCCACGUCAAUCGCAGCUCCGCCAGCUGGGAUUUCCCUUGGAAAUAUCGGACCAACUGUAGGCUCACCCUCUCCCCCAAAUGGCAGCGUGCCUGUCAGCACAGCUGCUCCGUCGGUCGUGCCAGGGGGCUUACGUGUAUCGCCAGCACAUCUUCAAGGAAGGACUGCAAUCACGCCACAGCCCAGGCAGUCUCCGGCCUCCGAGCCCCCUGCUCCUUCUGCUCCUUCAGUGGUACUGCCGCCAGUAGUACCUCCUGGUGGAAACGAUCCGCACGAACCCUUACCGACCCAACCGGUGGGCGCGUCUUCGGCGCCUCCCUCCCACAUCGGAGUCGCGACGACGGCUGUGAGCGAGCAGUUGCAGACCGCGUUUUCGCCGCCGAGUCCGAGUGUUCUCAGCCCGGGUCAGAGCGGAGACGGAGAUGCCGAUGCGGGGGGCAACGGAAAUGGAGGUGCUGACGGUGCGGGCACUGGCUUUAAUAAUAGCAGCAGCGACCUUGGAACUGACAACAGCAAUGGUGGCCGUCCGCUAUAUGAUGCACAAGAAACCACACAACCAACCACAGCCCCGGCAUCGAGCCCCCCUGUUGCAGCUCUCGUAUCAGUUGGGAAUCAUACUGAAACCGGAGAGACCGCCAGCCCUCCUCUCGUCAAUGGUAACCUGCCUGUCACAGCUGGUUCUGCUGUGGAGGUUCGUGCAGGUUUAUCAACAGAACCAGGCACGGGCGAUUCUUAUCGCGAAAUCCUUCGUGAGAUGAAUGCACGCAGGUUUAUCGAAAAUCUCAGGCGCGCGGUGGCUCUCAGGCGCGCUGAUGUGCACUGCCGGAGCCGUUGUGGCGGAGCCGGAGGUGCCAGCAGCGAGCUAUAUCAGGAAGAGUCUUUGGCAGGGCCAAGCGGAACUUCUCCAUCGCUGCCAGCCGGAGCCACGAUACUUACUGCCGACUCACCAACACGAGAACCGGACGGCCCCGCAUCAAACCCACCUGCAGCAGCUCCAGUCCCAGAUGGGAAUGAUAUUGGAAACGGAGGAGGUCCUGCUAGCUCUCCUCUCGUCAAUGGUAACCUGCCUGUCACAGCUGGUUCUGCUGUGGAGGUUCGUGCAGGUUUAUCAACAGAACCAGGCACGGGCGAUGCUGAUGACGAAAUUCGUCGUGAGAUCGCGCUAUGCCGUCCGCGCAAGUUUAUCGACAAGGUCAGGCGCGCGCGCGCGCGCCGAUCGGGUUCUGAUGUGCACUGCCGGAGCCGUUGUGGCGGAGGUGCUAGCAGCGAGCUAUAUCAUGGCGGCCCUCAGUUUCAUGAAGACCCGGUGCAGCGAUUCGCGCAGAGGUACACGUGCUCGAUCUGUUCGGACUCCCCACUGCAACUGCCGCAGGAGGUGCAGCAAAGGUUGGGAGCUCCGAGGAACUCCCGCACUCGUGGUCCUGCAUACGAGACGAAAUCGCUAGCGGUGCUGCCUUGUGGGCACACCUUCUGUGAGGGUUGCAUCGGAUACUGGACGCACAAUCACCCUAGUUGCGCCUUCUGUCGCUGUAGCAUUCCCCGUAUGAGAGUGCACAAGAACCCCCAUUUACUUAAGUAACAUUGUCCCCCGCUUUAUGUAUCAGUUUGGAAGAAAAGCAGCCGCAACAGAAACAAAGUAUAGAAUUUUUGUAGCUUCUGCAUGCCAAAUACAAAUUGAAGUAUACUUAUGCGCGCGGCCUGUAGUACAACGGAUAGAUACAAUUACUUGGGUUCUCCUGGUCGUGCCCUAAUUCAUUAUUGUCACACCCAUUGAUGUAUAUAUAGCGGGGAUGUGAAGAGGCUGCACUAGUAUGAGUACCUGCAGUUGCGUUUGUCUUGCAUGACGACAAUAAAGGUGGGACGAUCCCCGGACCGCAUGAGGAGUUCAUCUUGUGCACUCGGAUACCCCGUGCCAAACGUGAACGUGUCGAGCUGAACGACGGUGCCAGCGAGUUUUACUUUGAUCCCUCCUACCAUGCGCGCUGUGUUUAUCCAAGGAAAAAAGUGUAGUGUAAGUGUAACUUUUUUGCAGGAACAGCAUCACAUGACAGAGAAAUAAACCUGUCAUGCGUAGCUAGUAAGCGAAAACACGUCUUAAAAUAGCCUUUGACGCAUAUAAUCCAGCAUGACAAGUGUAACUGUGUCGCAGCCUCUGCAAGACAAAGUUACACUUACACAGUUUUUCUCUUGCAUAGUGUUCCACGUUACGAGGCACCACGUGGUAGUGGGCAAUACGCAGGCGCUAAUCGUUAUGGGUGUGGCAGGAUCAAAAUUGACAAAGUCGAAAAAUUUGUAUAUGCAUAGAAUGUAGGGCACGCGUGGCCUGUGUUGGGGAGCAGGCAAAUGAGUCCGAUUGCAAUCCUGCCUGUUUAGGGGUAAUACGCAAUGUGCUGCCAGAGUAGCAUGACAGGAGUAGUCUUCUUUGCCCAAACAGCACGACAGAUUGCAUUGUGGUGCUCCCGAAUAAAUUUGUCAUGCGCCGCUUGCAAAGAAACAAACUGAGGCUCCAACUGGUAUCGAUUUUACACGACAUGCAUCACAAGUUUUAUUUUGAUUAUUGUCAAUUUAUUCGAUUCUGACACUUCCAUAAUCGUGUUGUGCGCUUGAAAUUCAAUAUCUACAAGCGUGACCACACGGAUGAAGUCGAGGGGGCUCGUUCCCGGGGGCACGUGGAACUGGUGCAGCCGCAGGCGUGCGAGGGUCAUCAUCGUACUAACAGUGGACACCCCGCACCAGGAAAGACUACAUUCACACCAAAAGUUGAAAUCGAAGAGCGCCGAGCCAUUUCGUCAGCGGACCACACCAGCACAACUGAAGAUGGGAAUGAAUUCCAUCUAAAGUGGACAAACAGGAGGGAGCAGGAAGGGUCUGCUACUGAGAGGAAAAAUCCCCUCUCCCCAUAUCAAAAAUGUGAUGCAGAUUUGUGGUCACAAAUCAGCUUUGUCAUGCUAGAAGGGAAAAGAUGCGGACUGUAGUGCUGGGCUGCGUGGGACAGCCGUGCAUCUUCAGCAUCACAGGAGGCAGCUGGAAGUGGGAAACAGCAUAACAAACUGCCUCCAAUCGAGGCCACAACUACGCCUCUUCGCCUUCUAGCAAUACAAGUCGAUUUGUGUACUCACAUACAGCAUCACAAAUUUCGCUUUUGAUAUGGGGAGGGGGGAUUUUUCCUCGCGAUAUCUGCGUCUGCUGGCCAGCAGGGCGAGCGCGAGAUGACUCUGAUAAGACAGAUCAUGUUCUAG
Messenger RNA from Amoebophrya sp. A120, 6247 nucleotides. The record is from the annotation of a GenBank genome assembly. Lineage: Eukaryota; Dinophyceae; Syndiniales; Amoebophryaceae.